GCCAGUGUGCUGUCUGAUCGCUGGUAUUUAAUCAGACAGACAAGACAUUAAGAUAGGGAGCGAGAAACGGCUGCCGUGCCGCGGUGAAAGCGUGAACCCUUUCCUCUGCCGUGUCGAAAAUAAUUCAUCACGUUUUCUCGUGCUGUACCAGAGGACACAGCCACGCCUGUUAGCCAGGAGGAACUAGGACUGAGUCAUGCUUAGACCACAAGGGGCUGAGAGGUGUGUGUACCUCGUACUUCAGUUCCCGUGAAUGCCUCUCACCAUGGCUAAGAGGGAGACGGGCAGCACCAGCCCUGUGGUGCGACAGAUAGACAAGCAGUUCCUGGUCUGCAGUAUUUGUCUGGAGCACUAUCACAACCCGAAGGUCCUGCCCUGUCUGCACACCUUCUGCGAGAGAUGUCUCCAGAACUACAUCCCGCCACAGUCGCUCACGCUGUCGUGCCCAGUGUGCCGGCAGACAUCCAUCCUGCCUGAGAAAGGUGUAGCGGCGCUGCAGAAUAACUUCUUUAUCACUAACCUGAUGGAGGUGCUACAGAGAGAGGCGGAGUGCUCGCAGCCCGAGGAGCGCAGCGUUCUGGAGUCAGCCAGCGCCGCCAACUCGGCCCAGCCGCUGUCCUGUCCCAACCACGAGGGCAAGGUGAUGGAGUUUUACUGCGAGUCAUGCGAGACAGCGAUGUGUCUGGAGUGUACGGAGGGAGAACACCGCGAGCAUGUGACCGUUCCUCUGCGAGACGUUCUCGAGCAGCACAAAGCAGCGCUCAAGGACCAGUUGGACGCCAUUCGCAACAGGCUUCCGCAGCUGACGGCAGCCAUCGACGUCGUUAACGAGAUCUCCAGGCAGCUCUCUGAGAGGAAGAGCGAGGCCAUAUCUGAGAUCAGCAACACUUUCGAGGAGCUGGAGAAAGCCUUGCAUCAACGCAAGAACACCCUCAUUACCGACCUGGAGAACAUCUGCAGCACCAAGCAGAAGGUGCUUCAGGGCCAGCUGGCUGCUCUCCUGCAGGGGAAGGAGAAUAUCGAGAGCAGCUGCAGCUUUACAGAGCAGGCUCUGAGCCAUGGCAGCGCCACCGAGGUGCUCCUGGUUCAGAAGCAGAUGGGCGAGAGAGUGGCAGCGCUGGCGCGCCAUGCUUUCCCCGAGCAACCGCACGAGAACGGGCACCUGGAUUGCCAAGUGGAGACCGAGGGCCUCCGUCGCUCCAUCCAGAAUCUGGGAGUUCUGAUCACCACCAGUGCUGUGGGUCACACCAGCGUGGCUACCGGAGAGGGACUACGGCACGCCGUGGUGGGACAACACACCACCGUUACUGUUACCACCAAGGACAAAGCUGGGGAGUUGGUGAAGACCGGCAGCGCAGCCCUCGUUGCACAAAUCACCGGACCAGACGGCUCGGUCACCAACGCCGAGGUGACCGACAACAAGAACGGCACAUACGAGGCGGGCUAUACACUGUCCGGCGAGGGCGAGUUUUCCUUCUCACUGCUGCUGUACGGCCAGGCCGUGAGGGGAAGUCCGUUCCGCCUGCGCGCCGUCAAAGCCAGCGACGCCCCGCACUCCCCCGAAGACGUCAAGAGACGUGUGAAAUCUCCCGCGGGAGGAGGAGGGGCUCACGUCCGGCAGAAAGCGCUGCGUCGCCCCGCCAGCAUGUACAGCACCACCAAGAAGAAGGAGAACCCCAUCGAGGACGAGCUCAUCUACAGAGUGGGGACGAGAGGUCGAGAGCGGGGCGAGUUCUCCAACCUCCAGGGCAUCUCCACAUCCACCAGUGGACGUAUAGUGGUGGCUGAUAGCAACAACCAGUGCAUCCAGGUGUUCUCUAACGAUGGUCAGUUCAAGCUGCGCUUCGGGGUCAGAGGUCGUUCGCCAGGGCAGCUGCAGCGUCCCACCGGUGUGACAGUGGACGUGAACGGGGACAUCAUCGUUGCAGACUAUGACAACCGAUGGAUCACGAUAUUUUCUUCAGAUGGAAAGUUUAAAAGUAAAAUUGGAGCAGGAAAGCUGAUGGGACCCAAAGGAGUAGCUGUGGACAAAAACGGUCAUAUCAUAGCUGCAGACAACAAAGCCUGCUGCGUUUUUAUCUUUCAGUCCAACGGCAAGCUGGUGACCAAAUUUGGAGCCAAAGGAACAUUAGACAGGCAGUUUUCAGAUAAAAUUACCGCAACCACCCCAACGGAGCCAAAGCUCAGUAAAUCAGGCCCAGCCUUCAGUCCCCAUUUUGUGGCUGUGAACAACAAAAACGAAAUAGUAGUCACAGACUUCCAUAAUCACUCCGUUAAGGUUUAUAACGCAGAUGGCGAGUUCCUGUUUAAGUUCGGUUCUCACGGAGAAGGUAACGGCCAGUUUAAUGCUCCGACAGGAGUGGCAGUGGAUGGGAAUGGAAACAUCAUUGUUGCAGACUGGGGUAACAGCAGGAUACAGGUGUUUGACAGCUCAGGCUCGUUCCUGUCGUACAUCAACACCUCGGCAGACCCGCUGUACGGUCCUCAGGGUCUGGCCCUCACCUCCGAAGGACACGUGGCCGUGGCAGACUCGGGGAACCACUGUUUUAAAGUCUACCGCUACCUGCAGUAGGAACCUCAUCGAGGAUCAUCUAGUUAAAGUAUCGUCCAUGUGUAACCAUUUGAUUUUGCACACCACAAAGACCUCUGCCCCCGAAGCGACCUCGAUUCGAGUCCAAUUGUUCAAGCUCAAGCAGGGUCUGACAUUUCUCCCUCAUGGAUAUUGCACUGAUUUGAAUCGAAUUAAAUAAUAAAUGAAAUUAGACAGCAUUACUAACAACAUACGAGAGUAAUAACAGUCACGGCACUCCGAGCAGUGUUUGUGAAGGCAGCUACUCUUCAGCUUUUCCACUUCUUGAUUUAACGACGAUCAAACCGGUCAAUUAUACGAUUUUUCAGUGGCAUGAAAUUCCUCAAUUAUCAAAUUGCUGUCUUACGUACUGUGAAAACAAGCCAUUUCUAUCAGACGAACAACUCGUCGCAUACGUUAAUGCAUUUCUCUCAUAUCGUGUGCGUCCACUGCUUUCGCAACGCCACAGUGCUUCAGUAGGAUAAAGCUCGAAAUGCCAGUGUUUCAGCUUUUAAUGUGCAGGUAGAGGACACGCAGCUUCUAGUUCUAAUGCUCAUCUGCCUUAAAGGUCUCUGCGUAUAUCUGACAGGGAUGUCGGCGAUAUCACCCGGCACAACCGCACAACUCUAGACGUAGUGAAGGACAAUUUAAUUUAUUUGAUUUUGUAUACAGUGUUAUGAUUUGCAGGUUUUUUUUUUCUUGUUUGUUUUUUAUAAUUUCUGUAAUGUAUAUCUGCAAAUGCCUUGACAUACAGUACAGUAGACGCUACUGCAUGAACCGCUUUAGUGUAGGAAGCACACAUAUUGCCAAACAUGAAUGGUGCAAACAUGAACAUCCUCGAGACGGGGGAGGGGGGGAGAAAAAAAAAAAAGGUCGGUCAAUUUGUGCCAAGAGUACAAGACUAUUCGGGGUGUUAAUAGUUUUGCUUCUAAGAUUUAAUAGCAUCAUAACAUUGUAAAACCACAGACUCCAACAUUUCCGCCGUUUUUUGUGAGCAUUGCAUUAUGUUUUUAUGUUAUUAAGCUGAAAAGGAAAAGUCGUGAAAAAAGCAUUUCCUUAUCCAGAACCAGGGAGACUUGUAUACGGUUAAUUUUGUGCCAAAAGUAACAAAAACGAUGAACUCCACUUGCAAAAUGAUGUUAUUACAGUAAAACCAUACAUUCUGUGAAUUAAAUUGUUAAAUAAAUAAGUUAAACCUAUCCUGUAUGAACAAGUUUAUAAUCCUUGAAUCAUUUAAUUGAAUUUCUUUUCAUUACAAAACCUAAAAUCAAAAAACGAAAAAGUCACUUUUAUUUUCAAGGUUUUUUUUUUGGGGGGGGGGUAAAAUUAAAGGGGCAAAAACACCAGCGGUUGAAGGUUCGAUCCCCGCCUCUGGGUCUGUGUGCAUGUUGAGUUUGCAUUGCGUUCUCCAUGUGCUUGGUGGGUUUCCUCCGGGUACUCUGGUUUUCUCCCACAGUCCUAAGACAUGCAGAUUAGACUAAUUGUUCUCUAGUUGUGUGUAAAUGAAUGUGUGUUGUGUGCAUAGGUGCCCUGCGAUGGAUUGGCACCCUGUCCAGGGUUGUACCCCGCCUUGUGUCUAAAGUUCCCUGGGGCUGGCUUCAGGUUUCCUGCGACAGUGCAUACAGGAUAAGCGGUAUAGCAGACGAGUGAAUGAACAAUUAGUGUGACCCUUCAGGUGUUAUGCUGUAUAGAGCUCCCUGAGGGUAAUGUAGUUAAAAAAAAAAAAAAAAGUGUUCUGCGACCUCUACACAAGCAUAAUAGCCAAAUUUUGUACAAAAAUGCAUUUUGAAUAAAUAAAAUUACACACAGCCAUUUACAGUAAACGGUAUUUUCAUUUGGGGAAAAAAAUGAUUGGGUUCGGUUUUCUUUUAUUUUUGGUUGUAAAAUAAAAAAACAAUGCACCAAUUAUAAAUACUUGUAAAAUACAAAUAGUUGUACUCACAUAUAAGCGCAUGUUAUUUCAUGCAACCACCACCACAGAUGAAUAACAGAUGGACACACGAGUCUCCGUAUUGAUUGACAGUUGGCAGGUGGUUGCAGUCUCAGUUUCUGGAUGUUUGUUUAUUUUAGCUCGUAUGUGUGAAUUGGUCUUUUCGACAUGUUUCUUAAAUAUAAAUAAAUAAUAAUAUGACAUACUAGGUGUACGAGAUUAUAUACUGUAAAGCUUGUUAUAUUUAUUAUCGAUGUCUCUAAUUAUUAUGGAAAAAAUGAUCAAGGAAUCACUUUGUGGUUUCGUUUUGGGGCUAAACCAAAAAUAAAAAAACAGGCCUAUAACAAGUAUAAAACAGAAUAGGCUUGAUGUUAAUUAUAAUUAUAUAAUUAAACAGUGAAAUGCUUAAAUUCUACUUAUUUUUCGCAACAAAAACAUUCUUGGUUCCGGCAGAGACAUUAGAGCGUAAUGUGAUGUUGUACGUUGCACAGCCAAAAAAGGUACGCAUUCUCAAUAUUUAUAAUUAAUUUUAUUGAGCCAUAACGUUGCUGAGCUUAAACCUGAGCAACCCCAGAUCAUAACACUGCCUGCAGAGGCUUGUACAGUGGACACUAUGCAUGAUGGGUGCAUCGCUUCAUGUACGUCCCUUAUUACCCUCAUGCACACAUUGCACUGGAAUAGGGUCAAUCCAGACUCACGACAUCACAUGAUAUUUCUCUGUUGUUCCAAAGUCUGCUGUGAUUUCUUCUGUCCAUUUCAUCCCAAUGCAACUUCACCAAGCCUUUAGGUUCUCUCUGAUCCUGGUGCAGUAAUGUCCUUCCAGGGGUUGAUCAUUUGUUCCCAAGAAUUUUACCGUUCUUGAUGCAGGCCAUUAAUUUGACCCUGAGUCCUCUAUUCUGAAGACUUUUGGAAUAUAAAAGCUAUCGAAUGUUAGUGUUGCCACUGGAAAAGCCUUCAAUAAAUUACCAUUACAUAAACGUUUCUUUACAGAAAAACACUCAACAACAACAACAAGCUUUUGAAUAGCAACCUGUUUUUUAUAACCAAUUUAUGAUAAGCAUUUUUUGAGAUUAUGUAAACUCUCUGCUGUACAAAUCCCUCUGGUUAUGUAACGGUAGUUUAUUGGAGGAGCCUCUAGUGUCAGCACCUUGUAACGAUCAAUAACAUUUACAGCUCAGUUCUUUAGAGGAGUGAACUGGGUAAAUUCUCAGCUAUUCAAAACAGGAGAAAAGUGUGAGAGGGUGAAAUUUUCACUUACAUGCAGUCUUGAGCCCCUCCAGUUUCUAAAUAUUAUAUUAAUUCAAUGAUGUUGAUUAAGUUAAAGAACUGUGAACAAUUGUUUUACUGUGAAAGGCUGCGAAAUGCCUAAAGAUAGAAUUUAACCAUUGGUUUUCAGCAGCAGCCUCGUUUCCCCUCUCGUCUGUUCCAACCACUCAGCAUUCAGCAUCAGCAGUAAACUAUUUACCAACCUGAUCAUCUGUCAACAUCUGCACCUGUUUCUCACUGGUUCACUCCUUAAGUGAGACAUUUUUAUGCUUAAUUGAUGCAUAUGUCACAUUGUGGCUUAACAAACAAACAAAAAAAACAUUCAUGUGAAACUGUUCAGGUACAAAGACUUGACUGAAAAUAAGAGGCAAAAAGGUCUGGAGAACUAUUCCUUAAGACUACGUUAGAAAUGCAAGAAAGUCUGGCUGUUUGAAAGUGAAAUAUAAAGAUAUGAGGGAGGUCAAGACUUUUACACUGGACUAACGUACUGAUGAGAAGUAAGGAAGGAAGUAUAACACCAAUUAUUUUCGAUUAUGAAAUAUUUUGCAUCCAAGUGUACUUUUGGCACAUAAUUAACACAAACAAAGUGAUUUUUUUUUUUUUUUACUUCUUUAUUUGUGAUUUAUAUUGCAGUAAGGUCAGUGUUCAGUUUCAGCUACAGUAUGUUAAUAUGAAACCAUUUCUCAGAUAUAUUCCACCCUCAAUCCUAAUGCCAAAAUACAAAUCAUAUGACAUUUCUGCAUCAGUCAAAGCAAGGUGAAUCAUUUGUUUUUUAAUAAGUACCAGGCCAAACAUCAUUAUGUUAAAAGCACGAUGAUUGUUCAGUUAUCACAACCUACGAUUUAAAGAACUGACAUUUCAUUCCUGCUCAUUCCAGAAGGCAGUAGUCUCAUGAUUUACCUUUUUGAGAGAAGCCAUGAUCAUGCUUAUCUGCAACAUGAACAUUCAUCAGGAGAGCAUUUCUGAUGAACCUCUGCUGCGAUUCUAACUGUUCCUUUCCACAAACCCUGUAUUUUCUUGGUCAUAUGCACUGAAAAUAAAAGCACACAAUUUACGCA
This is a messenger RNA of Clarias gariepinus (North African catfish), 6823 nucleotides long. It is a transcript of the gene trim3a, whose product is annotated as tripartite motif containing 3a. The record is from RefSeq and is a predicted model, not a curated record. Gene Ontology annotation, molecular function: zinc ion binding; protein binding; translation repressor activity. NCBI's taxonomy places the organism in Eukaryota, Metazoa, Chordata, Actinopteri, Siluriformes, Clariidae. The coding region runs from base 254 to 2572 and encodes 772 amino acids. The transcript has 14 exons. Gene Ontology annotation, biological process: proteasome-mediated ubiquitin-dependent protein catabolic process; negative regulation of translation; protein polyubiquitination.